This is a messenger RNA of Papaver somniferum (opium poppy), 1543 nucleotides long. RefSeq names its product serine/threonine-protein kinase-like protein At5g23170. Gene Ontology annotation, molecular function: ATP binding; protein kinase activity. Lineage: Eukaryota; Viridiplantae; Streptophyta; Magnoliopsida; Ranunculales; Papaveraceae. Gene Ontology annotation, biological process: protein phosphorylation. The coding region runs from base 63 to 1148 and encodes 361 amino acids. Gene Ontology annotation, cellular component: plasma membrane. The transcript has a single exon. The record is from RefSeq and is a predicted model, not a curated record.
CCAGUGAGUGUCCUCCUAUAUUAUUUGAACUCUGAUCAACAAGAAUAUAUUUUCUCAAAGCCAUGGAGAUAUUCAGUUACAAGGAAAUAGAAGCUGCAACGAAAGAGUUUUCACUGUCAAGAUUAAUAGGUAAAGGAAGCCAUGGAUGUGUUUACAAAGGAGUUCUCAAAGGUGGAAAGGUAGUUGCUGUCAAGAAACCUUCAAAGGGUCUUCAAAUCCUUCAGGAUAACACAAAGCUCGACAAUGAAAUCGACAUACUAUCGUCUCUGCCAAAGACUCAAUAUAUUGUGAACAUCGUUGGAGUUAGUCACGACGUGUUAACUCGUAAGAAACUUCUUGUUAUCGAAUUCAUGUCUAAUGGUUCUCUUCAUCAUUCAUUGCAUAAUAACUCGGCUAACCCACCAACCUGGUCGAAACGUGCAUUUAUAGUUCUUCGGCUCGCAAGGGCUAUACAGAUACUACACGAUUCGAAACCUUCUGUUAUUCAUAGAGAUAUCAAAUCUUCUAAUAUUCUUUUUGACUCCAACUGGAACCCUAAAUUAGCUGAUUUUGGUCUGUCAGUUAGACUUGCAAAUGAUUCUGAGUCACUGAGUUAUAGUCCGAGUCAACCUGCUGGUACAAUUGGUUACUUGGACCCGAGUUACACCACACCUUGUAAACUGAGUACAAAAAUCGAUGUGUUUAGUUUUGGGGUUGUGGUUUUGGAGAUUUUUAGUUGUAGAAGAGCUAUAGAUGUAAGCAUGGAAACAUCUUCGAUAGUCGAAUGGGCGUUGCCGUUGAUUAAAAAUCAGAGGGUGGCUGAGGUUUGUGAUUCAAGAAUGGGGUUAUUACCUUCCAAUAUGGUUGGAAGGAUACAAUGCAUGCUUAACAUUGCAGCUCGUUGCGUUUCAUCAGAUGAGAAUUCUAGACCAUCAAUGACAGAGAUUGUAACCGAGCUGGAAGAUUGCAUCGUCGAACGAGUCCAUUUCCCAAUCUGGCAAAGUCUUUUUCCGAUAUAUUGUAUGAUCAGAGCCCGAAACCGGGGGUCGAAGACAACUACUAUUAAGUGUAGAAGAUAUCCAGAAGAUGUUUCUCGAGGGAGUAAGGUAUUAUCAGUUAGAGACAUAUUAGAUGAGGAGGAGGAGCUAGAAAGUUCACAAACUCUGUAGAAUUUAUGAAUCGGGUUGACUCAGUGAGUCGAGAUUUGAUCAACUCGGGAAUGAAAGAAAGAACCAAUCUGCAAGGACGGAGUCCAAAUAGAAGAAUCUAAUAAAGCAGUUGGGUGCGGAAUUCUACAAAGCUGCUUUCUUUUCUUUGUUAAUUUAAAAUAGAAGCUGCUCCCUCCCCUUCCCUUUUGUUAAAUUCCAAGUGGCUUAUACUUCACUUUCACUUUUUUUUUUCUUUUUUCUACUCAAUUGUUUUUAUUUCUUCAAUUAUAGAGUUAAUUAAAGAUGAAACUUAUGUAGAUUAUAUUAUGAUUAUGACAUUUGUAUAAGAAAAAUGUAUGAUUAAACAUUUAUAAGAAGUUCCCGGAAGUGGACAACAUACUUUGGUAUGAACAGCA